This is a messenger RNA of Schistosoma spindalis, 3663 nucleotides long. The record is from the annotation of a GenBank genome assembly. Lineage: Eukaryota; Metazoa; Platyhelminthes; Trematoda; Strigeidida; Schistosomatidae.
AUGACGUCAGAUAUCGCUAAACGUCAGAGAACUGUUCCAUCAGCCAAAGCAUUUGAAUUUGUCUGGAAAAGACCGGUUCCUGAAGUUUUGCAGACUGGGGAGCAUUUUGAUCGAUAUGAUGAGGAAACGGGGAUUCUGGAACCAAACUGUUUCGUUCGAGUAGAUAAAGAUGGCUUUUUUAUAUACUGGCAAAGUGAAAACAAUGAUAGUCAGCAGCUUGAACUCUCUCAAAUAAGUGAUGUUCGUUCUGGGACAAAACCUAAGGAUGAAAAGUUGACUGCACAAAUUCAAGAAAAAUCUGGCAAAUCAUGGGAUCGUAUUGUGACAAUAUGCAGUGGUUUAGAUUUAGUAAAUAUUAACUACACUCAUAUGGUAGCUAAAGAUGCUGAAACCGCUUCUUUUUGGAUACAAUCUCUUCGUAGUUUAACGCAUAAUACCAAAGCGGCUAAUGUUUGCCCUAUGACUCAAUUAAGAAAACAUUGGCUACGACUUACACUAACUUUGAAUGCUCGUAAUCGAAUUCCUGUCCGUGUAAUUAUGAAAACCUUUGCCUCAGGUCGUAAUGAACGAAUUGUAUAUCAAAGUUUAAAAGAUUUAAAUUUACCUCAUGGAAAGAAUGAUGAUAUUGAUCCAAAUGAAUUCCCAUUUGAAAAAUUCUACGAAUUAUAUCAUAAAAUAUGUCCUCGUACAGAUAUUGAAGAUUUAUUUAAAUCUCUAUCAAAAGGCAAAAGUCACAUACAUGCAGAUAAAAUGAUAGAAUUUCUCAAUGAAACUCAACGUGACCCUCGCCUAAAUGAAAUUCUCUAUCCAUUUGCUAACAAACAAACUAUUAAGUAUAUUCAAGAAAAUUAUGAAACACAAGAAGAAUUCAAAAAUACUGAUGAGGUAUCCAUUGAAUGCUUUUAUCGUUAUUUAAUGUCUGAUGAUAAUGCAUGUGUAUUUUUGGACAAGUUAGAUAUUUAUCAAGAUAUGGAUCAACCACUCAGUCACUAUUAUAUUAAUUCAUCACAUAAUACGUAUUUGAUUGGACGACAAUUUGGUGGUAAAUCAUCUGUUGAAAUGUAUCGACAAGUAUUACUGGCUGGCUGUCGAUGUAUUGAAUUGGAUUGUUGGGAUGGUCGAGGCGAAGAUCAAGAACCAAUAAUCACACAUGGUAAAGCAAUGUGUACUGAUAUACUAUUUAAAGAUGUAAUUUAUGCAAUUAGAGAUACAGCAUUCGUAGCCAGCGACUGUCCAGUUAUCAUGUCUUUUGAAAAUCAUUGCAGCAAACAUCAACAGUAUAAGCUUGCGAAGUAUUGCGAAGAGAUACUUGGGGAUAUGUUACUUACUAAACCUUUGGAUAAUUAUGCGCUAGAACCUGGUGUUGCUCUACCUCCACCUGAAAAACUUAAAAGAAAAAUUCUUAUAAAGAACAAACGUUUAAAACCGGAAGCUGAAAAGCUAUUUCUAUAUGCAUCCAAACAAUUGGACUUAUUUUUAAAAGGUCAAACUGAUGCUAUUCAAGAAGAGAAUGAAGUCACUGAAGAUCCGGAUCUAACAAUUGAUAGAGAUGAUGGUGAUGGAUGCUCGGCAAAUAAAGCAAAUAAUGGAGAGUUCACAGCGACCACUACUACUACUGGCUCCGGCGGUGGGGGUGAAACUGUAAUAUCUCUGAAUGCAACACCUACCCCACAGUUGGUUAGUUGUACUUCCAGUGCUGAAUUGAAAAGACUACAGUUAAAGAAGGAGGAAGGAAAUUUAACAGCUGAAGAAGAACAAAUAAUGAUGGCUCAUUAUCAUUAUACUGGUGCAACAAGUAGUAUACACCCAUUAUUAUCAUCAUUUGUUAAUUAUGCACAACCUGUAAAAUUUCAAGGAUUUGAUGUCGCAGAAGCGAGUAAUAUUAGUCAUCAUAUGUCUUCAUUCAAUGAAAGUAUCGCAUUGGGCCUGAUCAAGAAACAUUGUAUUGCAUUUGUCAAUUAUAAUAAACGUCAGAUGAGUAGAAUUUAUCCUAGAGGAAAUCGUGUCGAUUCAAGCAAUUAUAUGCCACAAAUAUUUUGGAAUGCUGGAUGCCAAAUGGUUGCGUUGAAUUUCCAAACUCCUGACUUAGCCAUGCAGUUGAACCAAGGAAAGUUCGAAUACAAUGGUAAUUGUGGUUAUUUACUAAAACCGGAGUUUAUGCGACGUCCAGAACGUCAAUUUGAUCCAUUCUCUGAAUCUCCAAUGGAUGGUGUUAUUGCAGCUACAUGUGAAGUGAAAAUUAUAUCAGGACAAUUUUUAUCCGAUCGUAAAGUUGGCACAUAUGUCGAAGUUGAUAUGUAUGGUUUACCAACAGAUACAAUUCGUAAAGAAUUUCGGACUCGAGUUGUCCCUAAUAAUGGAUUAAAUCCAGUGUAUGGAGAUGAUGCUGUUUUUGUAUUUAGAAAAGUUGUUCUUCCAGAUCUUGCCGUAUUACGAUUUGCAGUUUAUGAAGAUACUGGAAAAUUAAUAGGUCAACGUGUUUUACCAUUGGAUGGUUUACAAGCUGGUUAUCGUCACAUAUCUUUACGUACUGAAGGCAAUUUCCCGCUUUCUUUACCUACUCUGUUUUGUCAAGUGUCACUUACAACAUAUGUUCCUGAAGGAUUAAAUGAUUUAGUUGAUGCUUUAUCAGAUCCUCGUGCGUUUUUAAGUAAAGAAGAACAAAGAAUGAAACAACUCGCCAGCAUGGGUAUUGAUUCAUCAGAAAUUGCUGAUGUACCGUCAACCGGUGGUGGUGGUAAUGCUAGACGUGUUGGGGGUGGCUGCGGUGUCGGUGGUGCCGGUGUUGGUAGUAGUAGUGGUCUUGGAGGUACUUCUGGACAAUUAGGUGGUUCUAUUAUGUCUAAUAUUUCCGGCUCUGGCGAAACUUCAAAUGUUUCGUCGAAUAGUACUAAAAAAGAUGAAAAGAAAGAUGAUCCUAAAUUUGAUCCGAUCUCGAUCAGUUUAUUACAAACUGAUAAAAUGUAUCAAAAAUUGAUUAAAAAACAGGCAAAAGAAUUAGAAAUUUUACAGAAACGACAAGAAAAAGAUGCUGUCACCAUGCUACGCAAUCAUACAAUCAUUACAGAUAAACUGAAUACAAGCCAUGCUAAAGAACGUUCAAGUACAAAACGAUCAGUGAAUAAGGAAAAUGGACAAAAUGCUGCUUUACAAGAUACGCAUCAUAAUCAGAUGUGUGAACUUGUCCGUCAGCAUACAGAUCAAUGGAGUAAUCUAAAAUCAACACAAAUGAAAGAAGUUUAUGAUUUAGUAUUGAGCUUUUUCGAUUCACGUAAAGAUUUAUUAAUUAAGAUUAUGAAGGAGGUUCAAGAAGAACAGAAACGUGAAUUACGCAUUAUACAAGAUCGUGAAGUGAAAGAAAUGAAAGCACAACAAACCAAAGCUUCAAUUGAAUCAAACCGUUCCGUAAUGAAUGAUCGCAAAUUACGCAAUAAAGCAGAACGUGAUCGUCGUAUACGCGAAUUAAAUGAUUAUAAUACAAAACGAUUUAUAGAUCAACGUAAACUACAAGCUCAACGACAUGAUAAACAAACACAAGAAUUAAAUAAACGUCACACUUUCGAUGAACAAGAAAUCAUCAACGGAAUUAAAAAGGAACGUGAAGAAUUUAUCCGUAAAUAUGAAGAAGAUCUUUUAGCUCUGAAACGUGCAACGGUCAUCUAG